AUAUAUAUAUAUAUAUAUAUAUAUAUAUAUAUAUAUAUAUAUAUAUAUAUAUAUAUACGAAACAGUUUGUCACAGCCCCUCGUUUGUUGUCCUCCUCUCUCUCUCUGCCUACAAGAAGCGAGUCUUAGGAAACGAACGUACUGAUGAGGGAAUAUUUCGCUGAGAUGGCUCGUGAGAGAAGGGUCAGACGGGAAAAAGAGGAGAUGAAGGAGCAGAAUCGAAGAGAGGAAGAAGCCAGAACUGUGAAAGAACGUAGGAGGUUACAGCGGGAGGAAGAGAGACAGCAGAGAGAAGCUGAACGGGGCGCGCGUUUGUUAAGAAUCAUCAAAGGCGAAUUGAUGAAAGAACCGGAAGGAAACCGUGAAAGUCAAGUACGGCGAGGAAAAAGAGUUGCGAGGGUUAACGAGUUUGGCGAAACUGUUGAGGAGGAGAAUGAACGUCUACGAAGAACCAUUGCUAAACAAGAGGAUGAAGGGACGGAUGUCGAGGACGAAGAAUUAAGGGUGCUAGGACUUCGGGCGGCAGAAUUAGAAAUUAAGGAGAAGAGAAAGAGAGGGCCGGAUUUGCCUAUAGGAAAUAGCCCUCCUAUGGCGGCACCAGAGAAGCGAUCGAACGUUAGGCUAUCCGAAGAAGCCAAGCGGGAUAUUGAAGAGUUCAGGACAACAUCGAACGGUGAGUGCGGACCAUCGGGGGUACCAAGAAAGAUAGAUCUAACAAUCAAGCACAUUAGCGCCUCAUGCAGAGUAGGGGGAAAGGAGAAAUACGAGGCCGAUUGUCGAGAGUUCUAUGAUGCGCUUACCGUUGAAGAGCUCAAGGAGGUUUGCCGUCAUGAAAAGAUUCCGUACGGGAAACACGAAGCCGCGAUCAGGAGGCUAGUGAUCCGAAGAUCCUCCGUCGCGUAUGAUCUUGCGUACAACACUGAAUUCGUGAAAACCUAACAAAACCACAAAACCUAACAUUUUCUAUAGAAUGAAAAAGUAAAAGUCAA
Messenger RNA from Chara braunii, 988 nucleotides. NCBI's taxonomy places the organism in Eukaryota, Viridiplantae, Streptophyta, Charophyceae, Charales, Characeae. The record is from the annotation of a GenBank genome assembly.